Molecule: messenger RNA, 2166 nt
Organism: Cladocopium goreaui
Lineage: Eukaryota; Dinophyceae; Suessiales; Symbiodiniaceae
Source: the annotation of a GenBank genome assembly
AUGGAGCAAGUGCACAAGGACAAGCUGAGAGAGUUCGUGGCUCGUAGCAGCGGAUCUAAAGGCGAAGGACUACUGACAGAGAUGAACAAGCUCAUGGACUACCUGUUCGAGCACAACUUGGCGUACCGCACAACUGUGCGGUGCAGUGUGGUGGGGGUCCACCCCCAAAACAGGGACGGUAUGGGCGUCUCCUGCCAUCAUGUUGCCGAGUUGAUUAAGAGCAUCCAUGCUCUGGGGUUCGACCCAAGCAAAGUCAACAUGCUUCUGGUCGAGAUGUUGCCAGGCACCCCAGAAACUGCAAAGGCGAUACAGUUCAAUGACAGGAUGGCUAUGGUAUCCAGUGGCCGUCUCCCAUCAGUUGCAUGUGGUGGCCCUUUGCGGUACUGCACAAUACAAGGUUCACAUACCAAUAUGGCGUGCAGGUCGCUCCUCUAUGGUGCUGCCAGUGAUGAUCCAGCUUUGGCCGACUCCUCAGGCAAAUUAUCGAUAGACCGCAUUGGAAGCCAGUGGGCAGCAGCCAUCAAGAAUGGCAUGGAAUGCACAGUUUUGACCAGCGCUGUUGCCACAGCCAACCCUGACAUCAUCAGUUUGCUGCAGGCUUCGGGCAAUGCAGUCCAGCAAAUCAGCAAGGAGGAAGAUGAGAUCCAAGUCAGCAACCGGAUCAUCCAAACCAUCAACUCCUACCAGAGCUUGCAUGGAAAGACGCCUUUGUGGUCAGACAUUAGCAACCAAGUUUUGAGGAGCCAACCGAAAUGCAAAGAGGCUGCCCCAAGCAUCUUCUUGUUCUCUUUGAAAUAUUCAGCAGGGGAUGCCUUUUGGACAGAGACCGAAUCAUAUAUUCGUGCUCAUGGGCUUUCUCGAAAUCUGGGAUUGGAGACAUGGACAAACUUGUCUACAGACCUGAAGGGUGAUGCCAGGGUUUGGUAUCGACACAUGCUGCUGAAGUUUGCUUUCUGCAACGCAGAGCGAGUUCUUUCAGCCAGUGAUGCCAAGAAAGCUUUGAGCAACAAAGAGCUCUUGAAGGAAGCGGUCAACCUGGUCAAAGUAGCAGCCCAGUGGAAGAACAUUGCUCAGACAUUGUGCGCUGAUGAGAAGAAAAAACUUGCCAUGAAGAGUCACAUGGGACACUUGGAGGUCCAUUUGAUUUCCAUUUUGCUGGACCGAAAGAAACGCCAAUAUGAAACCAUGGGCCAGGCUGCCAAGGAAUGCAUGGCUGAGUUGGUGACGGAGACAGGGGCUAUAAUUCCAACACUGCCAGAUGAGUGGUCAGAUUCACCACAAGACGGAAGCUCAAAGCCGACGAAGGAUGAUCGCCCAAAGGGUCCAGCUCGUUUGGCUCAGCACAAGUACGCUGCAUCUGGAGCUUUGGAGAAUGUGGAAGAAGUUCUGGCUUCAAAGGGCUUCCAACCGGGCAUGCAAGCCACACGAGGAGAUGUGACAUGCACGAUCAGGAAAAUCACCACAUCAGACGUGGAGAUCCUACUGGACGACCAGACGAUCAAGGUGGUGUCAGCCUCUUCAUUCCUCAAUGGGGAAUGGAAACUGAACAGCAAAACCAGCAAGGAGCAAGAGGAAGUCGAAUGGACUUCAGACCAGCCAGCCACGUCCAUUGAGAUGCAGCUUCAAGUCUUGAAGGCCAAGACUAUGGUGGCUUGUUGGGAUCAGAUGCAAACAGCCAAGUGCAAAGAUGCCUUGAACUCGCUCUCUGUUUUCAAAGGACCAAGAUCAGUGACAACCAGUAAGACCUGGGCUCCAAAAAAAAUGGAGAUCCCCUGUGCAACCAACAGAGUGACCACAUGCGAAAUUGGGAAGGAAGGCCAGAAUGAGUUGGUCAUUGGUGCCUACAAGAAUUUCUACGUGUGCCUUUCUCCUGCGACCAAAAUGGGGACCUCGGAGGGCCCAUCAGGCUGUUGCAACCCCUUUUGGAUGAUCCCAAAGUCUCUGGAACCUGAUGAGGUGAAUGUUGAGGUGCACCCAAACAUGGACGUCCUGAAGAAGACGAAAUUGAGCCUUGAGCGCUCAAUCACUCUUCCGGUUAUCCGGAAUGUGGGCAAGCUUGAGAAGGAGACGUGCCUGACGAUGAUCGCGAUGAAGCGGAACAAGGAACAGGAGGUGGAACCGCUGAGGGAGCCGCCACCCAAGCGACGCCGGGAGAAAGGUUCAUGA